UGCAGUGCGUGCGUGUGGAAUCGACUGGAGUACAUAAAAACCUGAUAGCACGACCAGACGGCGAAACGCUCAAUAUCCCUUUGUAUGUCUCUUGUCAUGGACAGAACAGUUCUCGGCUCUCAUCAAAGAGAGACAGGUCAUUCAUUACCUGGUCCAUCUUCUACUUCUCAGGUGUAUUAUUCUAGUUUUCGUCAAUGUCGAAUUAAGUGACAAUCUGAUUGAAUGGAUUUUUGUAGAUAGCUAUGCAGUACUACGAAUGGACAUUGAUCAUUUUAAUCAAGAGAGCUUGACAGAAUCCAGUUGGAGCUGUACUCCAAACGAUACACUUGAAACCUGACUGCUGGCUAGAUGCUGUAAGGAUUGCCAAUAAAGCUCGAAAACUUUGAGGACAAAGUACUAAUCUUCUGGUAUAUAGAAGUGGGCCUUGUAAGAGGUCAAGUAUGAAAGUGCAUUAGCAGAUUAGGCAUCCAGGUCCGAGGUACGACAGCGUUAAGGACUUACUCCUUAAUCACAGAUCAUUACUAUUUUUUAUUAUAUCUCUACGAGGAAUGAACGACAGACGAUUGCUUGAUUUGGGGUAGGGCGACAGAUGAACAGUAUUCGUAAAAUGUAUCACUGAUGUCCUAUAUUGGCUGCAUUCGUAAAUAAAUGACAACAUGGAGACAACACAAGCACCUGUAUACGUGACUGAGAUCAUCAGCGAGACAUCUAUAAGCAUCAUCAUAAAGGAGGUCAUUGUAAACCAAUCCAAUGUAACAGAUAUAUCACUCGGAUCAAAGAAUAUUCCCUGGCCCCAGGUGUCUAUCAUGAUCCUGGUAUUAAUUUUCGGUGUCGUAGCCAAUCUCUCCAUCAUUUGGAUCGUACUGAAGAACAAACGCCUACGUUCAACACCGAACAUCAUCGUAGUGAACUUGACAAUUGGUGAUCUCCUGUGUUUGAUUGUCAAUCUACCAUUCAUCAUUGACUUUCACAUCAGGAGAGAGCGACACUGGGUCUUCGGUGAAUUCAUGUGCAAGUUUGCCCAUAGUAGUAUGGUGACUAGUGGAUGUAUCACGGUGUAUUCUCUGAUGGCAUUAGCUAUUGAGAGAUAUCUUGCCAUCGCUUGGCCGUGGCGUAACCGUGACAGCAGCAGAUGCGUAAGGAUGUCUCGAAGUUGUUUCUGCGGACCCACAUGGCAAAUUGUAUUCUUGAUAUGGUUAGGAGCGUUCACUGUCGGAGCACCAAUUUGGGUUACAGCCGAAGUACUGUACUAUCAGUUCCUUAACUACAGUGUAUGUAUUCCAUUGAACAUUGGAGGCCACUUUGCUCGGGGCUACGAUGUAUUUCGCUUACUGGUGGCAUAUCUUUUCCCGCUCGCCGUCAUCAUCAUUGCUCAUACUCUCACAGCACUUGCACUACUCAAGAGUGUGCGGGGUACUGUGACAGGAGCAACUGAACAAGUGUGUUCCAAUAAUCGUUCCACACCUCGUGUUCGCUCUCGGGUCAAGUUGGCCAUUGUCAUCAGCAUACUUUCUGUGAUGUUCUUCAUCGCUUGGCUCCCGUUCUACGUGUAUAGCAUGUGGGUAGAGUUCCAUUACAAGCAAGAUAUUUUUGAGGGAAUUGCAAUGCAUAAUUUCCUUGCGUGGAAAGACAUCCCAAUUUACCUUCUCAGCUGUCUAAAUCCUAUCAUGCUAUACGUCCUGAGUACUCGGUUCCGAGAGCAGCUUUAUCAAGAUUUAUUUUGCUGCAUCGCAAAACAGAAUUUUGACUGGAGACCAGCAGAAACCUUCAGUUCUUUGAAGAGUUCAUUCUUGACGGCGAGUACCUUCCGGGGUCGUUCAACCGUAGCGAGAAGAUCAUCCCCAUCCAAACACGACCCAAUGCUUGCUAAUGCAAAUGAACUCACAAAAUUCUAAGAUAAUCUAUAAUUGAGUUAGGCAGGUCGUAAUGUUCUGGGAAUGGAAUGUAUGGACUCAUCCAGAGCAAUCCUUUACAACACGAAACAGAUCUACAAAACGACAUCAAUAAUUGUAACCCUUCCAACCGAUAAAAGCAAACAUGGUACAUGAAUGCAGUCCUCUUUCAGAUUGGUGGCAAUAAUUUCAAAUUUUUCAUAUUCAUAUUCUUCUUUUUUUAUUGCGGCCAGUAUACAAUUUACACUGUUUACAAACAAUAUCUACCAAAAGUAUACAUGUAAUUGCCACUUUUCUGAGAAUAGGUUUGGAAUUCAUUACUAAUGUCGGUGAAGGAACGUCAAAAUCUUGAAAAGUCAGUUUGGUUUAAGUAAACCUGCCAUAUGAUUUCUAUAUCAGCCCCCCCCCAAAAAAAGUAAUGAAAAUCGAAAUUAAAAAAUAGAAUAAAAGUAAUGCAUUUUGAUAAUGAAAUGCAGUUUUGACGUUUCCAAGCAGUUUCUCUCCCAAUUUUAUGCAAACUGAAAACAUUACUUGAGCGUUGAAGAAGUGUCAUACAGCAACCUUUGGAUGAUAUAAUAUCAUGACCGUGA
Messenger RNA from Lytechinus variegatus (green sea urchin), 2482 nucleotides. Its product is annotated as neuropeptide Y receptor type 1-like. Gene Ontology annotation, molecular function: G protein-coupled receptor activity. Gene Ontology annotation, biological process: G protein-coupled receptor signaling pathway. Gene Ontology annotation, cellular component: membrane. The transcript is spliced from 2 exons. The record is from RefSeq and is a predicted model, not a curated record. The coding region runs from base 657 to 1895 and encodes 412 amino acids. Lineage: Eukaryota; Metazoa; Echinodermata; Echinoidea; Temnopleuroida; Toxopneustidae.